Sclerotinia sclerotiorum 1980 UF-70 is the source of this 969-nucleotide messenger RNA. RefSeq lists its product as hypothetical. Gene Ontology annotation, cellular component: intracellular anatomical structure. Lineage: Eukaryota; Fungi; Ascomycota; Leotiomycetes; Helotiales; Sclerotiniaceae. The coding region runs from base 1 to 969 and encodes 322 amino acids. The transcript has 4 exons. The record is from RefSeq and is a predicted model, not a curated record. Gene Ontology annotation, molecular function: oxidoreductase activity, acting on NAD(P)H, oxygen as acceptor.
AUGUCUACUCUUCGAAAUGUCUUCCGCGUCUCAACUCGAUAUCUUCAUACCAAUCUACGUCCUCUAACACGCAGCUUCUCCGUCCUUCCACGUCUAUCAGCUCCACCAUCUCAAAAACCAUCCCCACCGAACCGCGAAGCUGCGAAAUCCCAAAGCGAUCAAGCAUAUCUAGGUACGAUAAAACGUCUACCUGAAUUCAGUCUGCUCGAUAAAGUAGUAUGUGUUUCAGGAGCUGGGAGAGGAUUAGGAUUGGUGCAGGCAGAAGCAUUAUUGGAAGCUGGUGCUAAAGUUUACGCACUCGAUCGUCUCGAAAAUCCCUCUCCCGAAUUCGAACGCAUCGCAGAGCGCGCACAAAAAGAACUAGGUACAUCACUUUCCUAUCGCCGCAUCGACGUCCGAGAUGUCGAGUCUUUAAAUUCUAUAGUUGAGGAGAUAGCACAGAAGGAAGGACGUCUGGAUGGUUUAAUAGCAGCAGCAGGAAUCCAACAAGAAACCCCAGCUUUAGACUAUAAAGCCGAAGAUGUGGAUCUCAUGAUGAGUGUAAACGUAACCGGAGUAUUCAUGACAGCCCAAGCCGUUGCAAAACAAAUGGUAAAAUUCGGUAAUGGGGGUAGUAUAGUACUUAUAGCCAGUAUGAGUGGUACAGUCGCUAAUCGAGGUCUCAUAUGUCCCGCGUAUAACGCAUCCAAAGCGGCGGUUCUCCAACUCGGCCGCAAUCUAGCUAGUGAAUGGGGUGAAUAUAAUAUUCGCGUCAAUACUAUUUCUCCGGGUUAUAUCGUGACGGCUAUGGUUGAGGAUCUUUUUGUUAAAUUCCCGGAGAGGAGAACGGAAUGGCCUAAACAGAAUAUGUUGGGGAGAUUGAGUAAACCUGAGGAAUAUAGAGGCGCGGCGGUGUUUUUGGUUAGCGAUGCUAGUAGUUUUAUGACUGGUGGUGAUUUGAGAAUAGAUGGGGGUCAUUCUAGUUGGUAG